ACGAACACUCAACAACAUUACAGGAGAUACGCGUGGGAACAGCAGCCCACUGGAAAAGCAGAAGCAGAGUAGAAGACAGAAGAGGGUGUGCAAAACAAACGUGUCAGAGCCUGUUGGUCUGUCUCUGUGUGUGUGUGUGUGUGUGUGUGUGUGUGUGAGCUCAGUGUGUUUCCACGGUUCUCCUGAGGCCGUGGCAGCCAUGGCGUCAGAGCCUAGCACCCAGUCCAGGGUGAUGUUCCAGGCAGCGGACAAAACACAGGAGCCAGCGCACCGCAAGCUGGGCAAGCUGACAGUCAAAUACAACCGCAAGGACCUGCAGAGGAGGCUGGAUAUCGAGGAAUGGAUCGACGGGCAGCUGCACCUGCUGUUUGACUGUGAGGAGGAAGAGAUUCCAGAGUUAGAGAUUGACAUAGAUGAGCUCCUGGAGCUGACAGACGAGGGGCAGAGAACCCGUCUGCAGGAGCUGUUGCAGGAAUGUGGAAAGCCAAAAGAGGAUUUUAUCAACGGGCUGCUCUACAGGAUAAAGGGUCUACGCAAAAUGUCCGGCCCCUUGAAGAAAUAAUUAUAGGUCAAAUAACGAAUGGAGACAAUGUGGAGCCUCUUAUCUUCCCAUCUCCCAUGUGUUAACUGUAACAUGUCAGUGGGACUCUCUUCCUGCCCUCUGCCACCCCUUUUUGGCUCUUAACACCAGAGCAGACAAGUUUUGAAUGGAAUUUUUUUUUCACUUUAAUUUAUGGACUGCUAUAACAUUUUGUCUUAAACAUACAUACCAAUAAUGCACAUGUGAUAAAAGCUGUACCGACUAUCACUCAGACGGACUGUUUUUUUUUUUUUUGUGGAAGACUGUCACUGUACAUUU
This is a messenger RNA of Perca flavescens (yellow perch), 859 nucleotides long. RefSeq names its product protein phosphatase 1 regulatory inhibitor subunit 14D (gene ppp1r14d). The transcript is spliced from 4 exons. The record is from RefSeq and is a predicted model, not a curated record. NCBI's taxonomy places the organism in Eukaryota, Metazoa, Chordata, Actinopteri, Perciformes, Percidae. Gene Ontology annotation, molecular function: protein serine/threonine phosphatase inhibitor activity. Gene Ontology annotation, cellular component: cytoplasm. Gene Ontology annotation, biological process: innate immune response; regulation of phosphorylation. Bases 200 to 562 code for a protein of 120 amino acids.